Molecule: messenger RNA, 3054 nt
Organism: Rubroshorea leprosula
Lineage: Eukaryota; Viridiplantae; Streptophyta; Magnoliopsida; Malvales; Dipterocarpaceae
Source: the annotation of a GenBank genome assembly
UCAUUUGGGAUCAGUCCACUCCACUCCACUCCACUCCAAAGGCCUCUUACUCACCAUUUUUGUCACUUUUCUCCUUAAAAAUCUAACUUCUUCAGAAUAUUCUCCACAAAAUAUCUCCCCUCUCCAACACCCUUCUUCUCCAGAUUCAGAGCCGUCCUCUCAAUACUUUGGAUGCUUAGCUUUACUUAAUCAACUCGAAGCUUGUUGUGGUGAAAGGUAACCGAAUAUGGCGCUGACUGUGGAAUCAAAUGGCAAGAAUGCGUAUACAAUUUCUGCUAAGGUACCGGCCGUUGCGAUUCCACUGGCUGAGGAGCCGUCGGAGAUUGCGUCCAAUAUCAAUUACCACGCCCAAUUCAGUCCUCAUUUCUCUCCGUUCAAGUUCGAGUCGGAGCAGGCCUUCUAUGCCACUGCUGAGAGCGUUCGUGAUCGUCUCAUUAAGCAAUGGAAUGAGACCUACCUUCACUUUCACAAUGUCAAUCCUAAGCAAACUUACUACUUGUCAAUGGAAUACCUUCAAGGACGUGCUUUGACUAAUGCAGUGGGCAAUCUGAACUUUCAAGAUGCAUAUGCUGAUGCUUUAAAUAAGUUGGGACAUAAAUUCGAAGAGGUAGUCGAGCAGGAGAAGGAUGCAGCACUUGGAAAUGGUGGUCUGGGAAGGCUGGCUUCAUGCUUUCUGGAUUCCAUGGCCACUUUAAAUUUGCCUGCAUGGGGUUAUGGUUUGAGGUAUAAAUAUGGGCUUUUCAAGCAGCGUAUUACCAGGGAGGGCCAAGAAGAAAUUGCUGAGGAUUGGCUUGAGAAGUUUAGUCCUUGGGAAGUUGUCAGGCAUGAUGUAGUGUUCCCUGUCAGAUUCUUUGGUCAUGUGGAAGUUAAUCCAAAUGGAUCCCGAAAGUGGGUUGAUGGAGAGAUUGUACAAGCAUUAGCUUAUGAUGUGCCAAUUCCAGGGUACAAAACCAAGAACACCAUUAGCCUUCGCCUCUGGGAAGCAAAAGCUUGUGCAGAGGAUUUUAAUCUAUUUGAGUUUAAUGAUGGCCAAUAUGAAUCUGCUGCACAGCUUCAUUCUCGAGCUCAACAGAUUUGUGCUGUUCUAUAUCCUGGAGAUGCUACUGAAAGUGGGAAGCUUUUACGUCUGAAACAACAAUUCUUUUUAUGCAGUGCAUCACUUCAGGACAUUAUUCUCAGAUUCAAGGAGAGGAAAAGUGAAAAGGGCUCAUGGAAAUGGUCUGAAUUUCCUAGCAAGGUUGCUGUACAACUAAAUGACACCCAUCCUACUCUUGCAAUUCCAGAGCUGAUGCGACUGCUGAUGGAUGAUGAAGGUCUUGGGUGGGAUGAGGCUUGGGAUGUGACAACAAGGACUAUUGCUUAUACCAAUCACACAGUCCUCCCUGAAGCACUUGAGAAGUGGUCACAAGCUGUAAUGUGGAAGAUUCUUCCCCGCCACAUGGAAAUCAUAGAAGAAAUUGAUAAAAGGUUCAUUGCAAUGAUACGUUCCAGCCAACCAGACCUUGAGAGUAAGCUUUCAAGCAUGCAAAUCAUGGAUAAUAAUCCCCAAAAGCCAGUUGUGAGGAUGGCAAAUUUAUGUGUGGUAUCUUCACAUACGGUAAAUGGUGUUGCCCAGUUACACAGUGACAUCUUGAAGUCAGAGUUAUUUGCAGAUUAUGUUUCUAUAUGGCCAACCAAGUUCCAAAAUAAGACUAAUGGCAUUACUCCUCGUCGAUGGCUCCGCUUUUGCAAUCCUGAGCUCAGUAAAAUAAUCACCAAAUGGUUGAAAACUGACCAGUGGGUUAUCAACCUGGACCUACUUGUAGGUCUUCGACAAUUUGCUGACAAUGAAGUGCUCCAAACUGAGUGGGCAUCUGCUAAAAUGGCCAACAAAAGGCGUUUAGCACGGUAUGUACUGCAAGUAACAGGUGUAAGCAUUGACGUGAACAGUUUAUUUGACAUACAAGUCAAGCGUAUCCAUGAAUAUAAGAGACAGUUGCUCAACAUUUUGGGUGCAAUCUAUAGAUACAAAAAGUUAAAGGAGAUGAGUCCUGAGGAAAGAAAGAAUACAACUUGCCGCACUAUUAUGUUUGGAGGGAAGGCAUUUGCUACGUAUACAAAUGCUAAAAGAAUAGUCAAGUUGGUGAAUGAUGUCGGUGCUGUUGUCAACAAUGAUCCUGAGGUCAAUAGUUAUUUGAAGGUGGUGUUUAUCCCAAACUACAACGUAUCUGUGGCUGAGAUGCUUAUUCCAGGAAGUGAGCUGUCUCAGCAUAUUAGUACUGCAGGCAUGGAGGCGAGUGGCACAAGCAACAUGAAAUUUUCUCUCAAUGGUUGCCUUAUAAUAGGAACACUAGAUGGGGCUAACGUGGAAAUUAGAGAAGAAAUAGGGGAGGAGAAUUUCUUUCUUUUUGGUGCAAAGGCAGAUGAAGUCCCUAGGCUGCGCAAAGAACGAGAAAAUGGAUUGUUCAAACCUGAUCCCCGGUUUGAAGAGGCCAAGGAAUACAUAAGAAGUGGAGUAUUUGGAAGUUAUGAUUACAAGCCACUGCUCGAGUCUCUGGAGGGUAACUCUGGUUAUGGUCGUGGUGAUUAUUUUCUUGUUGGUCAUGACUUCCCAACCUACAUGGAUGCUCAAGCAAGGGUAGACGAAGCAUACAAGAAUCGGAAGAAGUGGCAAAAGAUGUCUAUAUUAAGCACCGCUGGCAGUGGCAAGUUCAGCAGCGAUAGGACAAUUGCUCAGUAUGCCAAAGAAAUUUGGAACAUAGGGGAAUGCCGCAUACCAUAAUUACUUGCAAAAUCUAUAGUGAAGGCUUUUAUAUACCACGGUAAAAUGUUUCCCAAUUAGAAAAAAAAAAUAAAAAUAUCCGCAUUGUGAACAUGCCUCAGUAGAAAGUACCCAAUAAGCAAGAUGAUUUGAUUCAUCUACUCUGAUGUUUGUUGCAUGUGUUGGUUAUCCCAUCAUGCUUAUGUAGUAUGAUAUGCUAAGAACAUAUUCAUUGAACCCAUUUUUCCUUAUUGUGGAAAUAACAUAAUUGCAUGGGAUUAUGCACUCGCGUUGCUAGUGACAAAUUACCAUAG